AUGGGGUUUUUCAGGAUACGCCGCUCCAUCCCUCCCAGGCAGACCAUCCUUCCUUGUCCCUACGGGCAUAUGGGACUUGUGUUAGGUCAAAGUGCACGUGUCCAUGGUCUAAACUUGGCCAGCAGAGCUGGUGUUGCCAUGCUGCUCACCGAGGCAGGGAAUGAGCCUGAGAGCUCCCUUCGAAAAUCGCGAAAUACGUAA
Molecule: messenger RNA, 201 nt
Organism: Protopolystoma xenopodis
Lineage: Eukaryota; Metazoa; Platyhelminthes; Monogenea; Polystomatidea; Polystomatidae
Source: the annotation of a GenBank genome assembly